UCUGUUCGUUUCCAUGACAAUAUCCAAGUAACCAACGCAAGCACAUAAAAACGCACGAACUUCCGGCUUCCGGCUGAACUUUAAAUUAUUUCAUUUUGGAUCAACAGAGCGGUUAAAACAUUAAAGCAAACCAUCAGAUCAGUAAAACGACAUGAUGCAAGUAAUCCCCGCAUGAACAGCAUCACUACGUAGGACAGACAAUGCAGCAACGCUAGCGCUAACACGCGCACCUGUUCAGAUCCGCCUGUGCUCACUGCAUGCUGUCUGUCCAGCGAUAUUUACGAAUAAAAUAUCGAUUCCAUGCUGUUGGGGCUGAAUAAUUUCAUGAUCUGAGCGACAAUGGACUCUAAAAGGGAAAAAGACAACGUAACCGAAUGUGCAAAAAUAACCAACGUGCUUCUGAAGUCCCGCACAGGCGAGUUUGAUUUGGAGUCGAUUUUGUUCCUCAAACUGAGGAAUUUAGGAAUUUAUGAUCUUGGAUGUAUAGGAGAAUGUUUAAACCUGGAGAGGCUGGACCUUUCGGGCAAUAACAUCACAAAUUUGGGGCCUCUUUCGCCCUUGCGAAGGCUUCUUGUUCUUAACUUAUCAGCCAACAGGAUCUCGAAUUUAGAACCCCUUUCCAGUUGUGAAAGUUUACAGAGUCUAAAUUUGGCGGGGAAUGUUAUACCGAGUAUUGAAAAUCUUCACGCACUCAAGUCUUUAAGGAAACUUGAAAGCGUUCGGUUAAGAGACAACACUUAUAAUUACUCCAAUCCAGUCUGCAAGAAUUCUUCAUACCGGACGAUUCUUCUUGAUAUAUUCCCAAACAUCAAAGUUUUAGAUGGUGAAAGGGUUGUGGGACGUGGAAGUGACUUGUACCAACUAUGCAAAGACAUUGAUGAUACAAUUAAAGGCUUGUUUAAAAAUAGCCAACUGCCAGAGGUGCCGGAGUGUAAACCUUGGGUGGAUGAUGGUUUUUGGGACAUAAAAAGAUCAAACAAUGCCAUUGUUGAUGAAGCCUAUAAACAAUUCAGUGAUGUUCUUCAUGAAUGCCGACUGCUAAAUAGCAGAGCAGCCCAUGUCAUAGCACAAAAUGAAAGAUGCUUCAGUCUGAAGAACCAACCAAAGCAGUAUGCAGUUUGAAUCUGGGGAUUCAAUCACAUUAUGUUUCCAUUCACUAAGAAUGCAUAUUGCAUAUUUUUUCCACAGCUUUUUUAUGUCUUUUCAAAUAUCCAUAUGCUUGAUGCGUCACCAGUGCCAGAAAUCCAAAAUGCUCCGUGUUGCCUGUGGUGUGAGGGUUCAGUUUGCUACAUUUAGUGUUUUCUGACUUACCAAUAAUUUGAUCACGCUCUCAGGAUGUUCAAACAAAUAUUCUUUGCACUCCUAAAACAACAAUGUAUUUGACAUAUGCGUUAAAUUAUGCUUAAAAUGCUGCUUUUUGUAUAGUGAAACACUUCUAGGGGUGGUUUCCUGGACAGUUUUAUCUUUAGCCAGGACUGGGCCUUAGUUUAAAUAUGAAAUAUAACUACUUUAACAAAGGGCACUGAUGUAUUCUUUAAGAUAUGCCAGUGAAAAUUGUUUUAAGUUUGGACAGCUCCUACAUUUAUUUUAAUCUAGAACUAGCCUAAUUCCUGUCCAGGAACGCCCCCUAUUGUUUAUCAAUCGUUUCUGAGGCUUUCCCAUGUUGCACUUCUUUUUUUAAAAAUUAAGACAAUGCCUUUUUAUUGUAUGCUUAACGUGGACAAAUUUUGUAACUGAAUGUGUCUGUUUGUUUAAUGCUGUAUUUUAUUUCCUUUUCUUUGCAUAGUCAGCCUUUUGUUUUACACUACAUUUAAACUGUAUGAUGAGUGCUUUGCAUCUUUGUAUUUACUUAUAAAUUCAACCCAGAAAUGUU
Misgurnus anguillicaudatus (oriental weatherfish) is the source of this 1873-nucleotide messenger RNA. It is a transcript of the gene lrrc61, whose product is annotated as leucine rich repeat containing 61. The record is from RefSeq and is a predicted model, not a curated record. Gene Ontology annotation, molecular function: protein binding. NCBI's taxonomy places the organism in Eukaryota, Metazoa, Chordata, Actinopteri, Cypriniformes, Cobitidae. Gene Ontology annotation, cellular component: cytoplasm. Gene Ontology annotation, biological process: outer dynein arm assembly.